AUGAAAAGUCAAGAACAGUUCUUGAUGAAAAGUUUCCGUUUUGUUUUGACUUUUGACGUUUUGACAAAACAAGAGUCAAAAGUCAAAGAAUGUGAAUUGCGAACGUGAAUUAUCAAACCAUUUACUAGUUUGUGGUGUGAAUAUAUAAAUUUCAUUUAAAAGGUUUUUUUAGGAAACGCUUUUCAUAUAUUCAUUUUAAUAUGGGAGCGGGAGAUGAUCCAUACGCAGCAGUUGCAAAAGGCAAAUUGAAAUUGAAAGGUGACAGUGGAGUGAAGAAAAAAAAGAAAAAGGAUAAAAAAAUUUUAGAACAAGUAACGAAAACUAUAGAGACCCAAGAGACAGAAUCACCUUCUAAGCAAACAAAAACUAAAGCAGAGCUCGCUUUUCUACAACAGCAGGAAAAAAUGAAAAUGAAAAGGAUUUUGGAAAAAGCGUCACAGACUCAUAAGGAACGGGUAGAAAAAUUCAACCAACAUUUGGAUAGUCUUACUGAACAUUUCGAUAUUCCGAAAGUUUCCUGGACAAAAUAAUUUGUAUAUGUAUUCAUUUAACAAAAAAUAUUUGUCAAUGUACUGUUGAAGGAUGAAAAUAAUUUAAAGAAAUUGCUGUAGAAAGGCAGUUUAAACAAUUAGGUUUAUUAAGAAAUAUAUUUAAUUUAUUUUUAUCUAAUUAAGUAUAAAAAAUAUUCAGUUCAGAUUUACUAUAGGUAUGUACA
This is a messenger RNA of Anoplophora glabripennis (Asian longhorned beetle), 715 nucleotides long. Its product is annotated as protein FAM32A. The record is from RefSeq and is a predicted model, not a curated record. Lineage: Eukaryota; Metazoa; Arthropoda; Insecta; Coleoptera; Cerambycidae. The transcript is spliced from 3 exons. The coding region runs from base 201 to 530 and encodes 109 amino acids. Gene Ontology annotation, cellular component: nucleolus.